Colius striatus (speckled mousebird) is the source of this 557-nucleotide messenger RNA. RefSeq names its product parathyroid hormone 4-like. Gene Ontology annotation, molecular function: hormone activity; peptide hormone receptor binding. Gene Ontology annotation, cellular component: extracellular region. NCBI's taxonomy places the organism in Eukaryota, Metazoa, Chordata, Aves, Coliiformes, Coliidae. The record is from RefSeq and is a predicted model, not a curated record. The transcript is spliced from 2 exons. Bases 1 to 489 code for a protein of 162 amino acids. Gene Ontology annotation, biological process: bone mineralization; regulation of chondrocyte differentiation; adenylate cyclase-activating G protein-coupled receptor signaling pathway.
AUGUUCCUGCCCCAGAGAUCUCUGCAGAUGGUUAAGUUCUUGGCAAUUCUCUUUUUUGCCUGUUUUGCAACAUGUCAAGACACUGAAAAUAAAAGAGCAGUGACAGAGCAUCAGCUCAUGCAUGACAAAGGGAGGGCAGUUCAGGGGCUGAAGCGUCUGAUGUGGCUGCACAAUGCCCUGGGAAACGUGCACACUGCUAGCAGCAGGGAUAUUUCCCUUUCAAAUGCCAUGUGGGAUUCACAGAAGAGCCAAAAUCCCUCAGAAGUCUACAGCAGCAUCGACAGGGAGAUUUCCAGCCUGAGGAAGCAGCUGCUGGAACUGAUGGAUGAAGAGCAGGGCUUCCCCCUGCUGAAGCAGCUGGACUUGCUACGGUAUGCAAAGACCCCAGAGGGUAACUGGAACCCACAAGACCUUUUCAAUCUCUUUCAAAUCGAAGAGUUGGGCAGCAAGAGAAGUCCUAGCACCCAGCCACAGAACUACUCCCACUAGCCUCAGUCCAGCUCAGGCUGUCUGUUGCUUUAGACAGAAGGUAUUUCUCAGUGAGGUUCAAACUCAAG